This is a messenger RNA of Dreissena polymorpha, 6677 nucleotides long. RefSeq lists its product as uncharacterized. The record is from RefSeq and is a predicted model, not a curated record. The transcript is spliced from 5 exons. Bases 119 to 1327 code for a protein of 402 amino acids. Lineage: Eukaryota; Metazoa; Mollusca; Bivalvia; Myida; Dreissenidae.
GUUUGAUUUGCCGUCGAUUCACUUCCGGUUUCUAAGAAAAUUGAGAGACCCCACCACAUUGCUGUUCAUAGCUGUUCCUUUGUUAACGCUGACUGAGACAUGUAUGUGGUGAGUUUUCAUGAAAGCUGGGGACCAAGUCAACUCAGGUUAUGAUGAGGGAGACCUGUCACACAUAAGGCACGGUGUGACCUUCAUGUGGCGCAAAGUGGCGUCGUUCUUCAGUGCAUUUAGAGGAAAGACACUUUCGGAACAAAUGAAGACCAAGAAUUUCUACGUUCUUGUCCUGUUUCUACUGGCUACGCUCACAUCACUAUGGAUCCUCAUUGACCCCUCCCCAAACCUUCACACCAUCGUCUCAGAGACACAUCGUCAGAUAUCCAACAUUCACAUCCCCACAAAGAUCCGUCAAGACAAGAACGAGAUGCUUGACGUCAACCAGAAGUAUCUCGAUGCUCUGGGAAUGGUGUUCUCAAAAUCCGACCCUGCCAGGCUCAUUGUGAACGUUUCUAAGGAGGUGGUCCUGAAAACUGAGCCAGUCAUAGUGGUGCCAGUGUUGCCUGGAGCUUACGAUGAGGCGAGAACAUUCCUGGCAUCCGUAAAAAAGUUUCUACCGGGGAAAUUGGUCGUGUUUUGGGAUCUAGGAUUGAGCGGAAAAGAAAAUAAUAUGCUGCGGAAGGUUUGCAAUGGCACAGUGUUCAACUGCAAUGUGAAGAUGUUUGCCUAUAACAAGUAUCCCUCCCACGUACAGUCACACAACCUGGGUAGUUAUGUGCCUCUGUGUAUACAAGAGAGUUUGAGCCUCUUCAAUGUAAUUAUUUGGUCCAACCCCAAGGAGUAUUUCAUCACGAAGGAUAUAUCUGGCGUUGUAGCGAAAGCACGCGAGACUGGGAUUGCUGCGUGGACUAUUAAAGAUGCCACCUCCAGCAUCACCUACUUCAAAAUGUUCACUUACUUCGACGUCACACCUGAGCAGUACUAUUUUCAUAGAGCAAUAAAGACAUCACAUUUAGUGGUGUUUAAUACAGAGUUUAUAAAAAAAGAUGUCAUGCUACCUUGGGUUAAGUGUGCCCUUGUUGAAGAGUGCAUAAGUCCCACUGGUUCUCAAAAUUCUGGUGGAUAUUGUAUUGAAAGAAAGCCUCGAUAUUUGUAUUCAGGAUGUCACAAUUACGAACAGUCUGCACUGAAUCUAAUUCUCGGCAAAUCUUUUAAAUUUGACGAGAGCCCCUAUGUGGUAACUGAUAAAAUAUUUGGUGAAGAGAAGAUGAACAAAACGGUCACUUCAGAAAUUCAGACACCAAUAUCAAGUGAAGAACUUGACACAAGCUAACAAUUUGUAAUUUAUACUUUAUUCAUACAUAUAUAUAUGUUUAUUUAUUUCAUGGCGAAAAAUGUAUCUUAAAAUGUUCAAUUGUGAUUUAUGGUACACAAAAUAUUUAAAUAACAUACUUUGGUUACAAAGCGGCUGACAAGGUUUUCAAGCCAGAAUUAUUGUUGACACAUAAAAUAAAUGUUAGAAACUUUGAAGUAAAGUCCUUUGAACGCAAAAAUGGUACCUUUACAAUUUUUGUAAAAUGAUAAGUGUCAAAUUUUUGUAAAAUGGUAGCUAUCUUUUUAGCUCAUCUGUCUUCAACUGUGCAUUGUCAACAUUGACCCAGUGAAUACUGCAUGAGUCACAUGUAUUGCUCAAUCUUCAUGGAACAUAAAAGUCAUGUUCUGAGAAAACUGGGCAUAAUGCAUGUGCGUAAAGUGUAGACCCAGAUUAGCCUGUGCAGUCUGCAAGGCUAAUCAGGGAGGACACUUUCCGCCUAAAUUGGUUUUUUUCUAAGAAGAGACUUCAUUUAAAUGAAAAAAUGUCAUAAAAGCGGUAAGUGUCGUUCCUGAUUAGCCUGUGCGGACUGCACAGGCUAAUCUGGGACAACACUUUACGCUCAUGCAUUAAGCCCAGUUUUCUCAGAACGCGACUCAUAUUUAAACUGAGUCAUGUGGGCUUAAAGCUUAUCUUAUAUGUGGCUAACAUGAAACCUUGUGAAUACUUUUGAAGUCAUAAUUAUAGAAAAAUCAUGAUAAAAGUCUCCAAAGAAUAUUUGGUUUUAGUGAUUUCUGAGUUUUUGAAAAUGGUUCUUCUCCCUUACGCAAUAUUACCUCCAUGGGGUCCUACAAUUUUAAUUGUACACCAAUAAAGUGGAACCUGGUGAUCACUCUAGAAGUAAUACAUUUUCCCCAAUCUACAUGAAACUUGCUAAGAACAUUGUUUUUAUAAAAUAUCGGUCAAGUUUUGAAAUGGUUCCAGUCUUUUGCUAAAGUGGUUGCCAUGGUGCUGGGCGGUUUUUCUUAUACAGCUGUAAUGAAACCUUGUGGCCAAUCUAAAUUUGUUUGCCCAAUCUUCAUAAAAUUUGCUAAGAUCAUUGGUUCUUAUGAUUAUUUAGCAGCAUUUUGAAAAUGGCUUCACGCAUUUUUAAAUCUUAGAUGCAAGGAGGCGAGGCACUUUUCAUUAUAUGGCUUGAUUAAAAACUUAUGAACAAUCUAGAAAUUACUUUUUUUUCAAACAAGAUUUAACAAUUUCUUGGAACAUUUGUUCUUAUAAUGAUGAUGGUGUAGAAAUGUCUGGUCUGUUGAAAUACAUGCAUGCUCAUCUUAGAGGGGGGGGGGGGUGGCAGUUUUCCAUGUCUGGCUAAAGUAAAAAACUUUCCGCUUAGAACAGUUACAUGUGAGUCCCUUGGUGUCUCAAGCUUACCCAUUUUCAGUUAUACCGGCAUGUAUUGAAACUGUUGUGAAUUCCUGUUUAUAGAUUGAAUAUGUUAUUCAAACGUUACAACUGUUUUAGUCUGUGGUAAUUUAAACUUGCGUAGGAGUAUAUUGUUUUAAAAUGUACAACAAUUGUUUAAUCAAAUUUAGGUCUUGAAUGUUGCAAGUUUUUACUUGAAAAUGCAUGACUAUUCAAUUGUUUUAAGAUAAUCCUGAGAUUGCCACAUAUGUCCAAGCAUUUUAAGAAAUGAUGCUAUUUCAUGUUUUGAUUGUUAUUUAAAUACAUAUUGUGCAUUUUUGUAGCUCAUUUGCUUUUAAAAUAGUAAACAAAAAUAUUUUUUGUAUUGCUAUACAUGUUAUUAGCAGUUAUAAUUUCCUUUAAGGAUACAUGUACAUGUUUCAUCAAAUCCUUUUAGUUUUUUAAUGACUGGUAAACACUUUUCCAUGGUUAGAACUUAUGGUUAUAGUAAUCGAGCAUUGACUAUUUAGGUGUAUUAUCUGUUUGUUAUAUUAUCUGUCGUGAUACGUUUAAUAGUGUGUUAUAUAUAAAGAUUAUUUUUGUUAUUAUUGCACUGUAUGUAAUGAUUUGCUUCAGCAGGCUAAUUUAUACAUUGUCUGAAGCAUUUUUUAAUUAUAAUGAGUAUUCAUGAUGAGCAAUACCUUAGCCACUGUUGAUUUAACUUGAAAAAUUGUUUGAAUGUAUGUUUGCUCUUAAUCUCUCUAGUUGUGAGGGUUAAGGUGUCUUCCAUCAUAGUCUGGUGGUAUAAACAAAGUGUGAUUCAGUAUACUUAUUCUCAAGCAUGUUGAGUAUAAAGCUAGGGAUUCAGCAUAGUCUUUAUUUAAAUCAUUUUAUGUUAAUAUCAAGUUAUAUCUAUGCUAUUCUAUAAAAUAAUCUAAAUUCAAUAAAAACUAGUUGGGAGAGACUGUAAUUUCUACAAAUUGUCUAACGACAAAGUGACAAAAAAGGACAUAAACAUGGAAAUGGGGAAGGCAUGCCAUUUUGCAUAAGCGAAAAUCAAACAUUGUUUUAUGUUUUUAUGCCCCCGGUAGGGUUGCUUAUAGCAGUUGAACUGUCCGUCAGUCAGUAUGUCAGUAUGUGUGUAUGUCAGUCUGUCCGUCUGUCCGUCCGUCCGAAAAAAACUUUAACAUUGGCCAUAACUUUUUCACUAUUGAAGAUAGCAACUUGAUAUUUGGCAUGCAUGUGUAUCUCAUGGAGCUGAACAUUUUGAGUGAUGAAAGGUGAAGGUCAAGGUCAUCCUUCAAGGUCAAAUGUCAAUUAUAUGGCAUCUGUCUGUAUGAAAACUUUAUCAUUGGCCAUUACUUUUUCAAUAUUGAAGAUAGCAACUUGAUAUUUGGCAUGCAUGUGUAUCUCAUGAAGCUGCACAUUUUGAGUGGUGAAAGUUUAAGGUCAAGGUCAUCCUUCAAGGUCAAAGGUUAAAAAAAAUAAUAAUCAAAAUGGCGUUCUCAUGAAGCUGCACAUUUUGAGUUGUGGAAGGUCAAGGUCAUCCUUCAAGGUCAAAGGUUAAAAAAAAUAAUAAUCAAAAUGGCGUUCUCAUGAAGCUGCACAUUUUGAGUUGUGGAAGGUCAAGGUCAUCCUUCAAGGUCAAGGUUAUCCUUCAAGGUCAAAGGUAAAAAAAAUUCAAAGCAGCGUUCUCAUGAAGCUGCACAUUUUAGUGGUGGAAGUUCAAGGUCAUCCUUCAAGGUCAAGGUCAUCCUUUAAAGUCAAAGGUUUAAAAAAUAAUAAUUUCAAAGCGGCUUUAUCAUGAAGCUGCACAUUUUGAGUGCUGGAAGUUCUAGGUCAAGGUCAUCCUUCAAGGUCAAGGUCAUCCUUCAAGGUCAAAGGUAAAAAAAAUAAAUUCAAUGUGCCGUUCUCAUGAAGCUGCACAUUUUGAGUGGUGUAGGUUCAAGGUCAAGGUCAUCCUUCAAGGUUAAAGGUAAAAACAAAAUUCAAAGCGGCGCAAUAGGGGGCAUUGUGUUUCUGACGAACACAUCUCUUGUUUAAUAUUCAGUUGAUACUUGAAAAAUUUUAAUUGAAUAGAUCAUUUAAACAUAUUAAUACUUUCUUUAAACAAAAAAAAUUAUUAUAUCGAUGAAAUGCAAAUACACUAUAGAAAUGUCAUUUGUUCACAAUAAUUGCUAGUUUCAUAUAAUUCAUAAUUGAACCAUGAUUUAAGAUGUAUUUGAAUAUUUUAUACCAAUGCUUUAAGUCUGUGGUCAGUUUUUGCAAAGUUUUUAAGGGAAAUCUAUAGUUAACUUGAUUUAAAAAUUAGUGAACAUUUAUGAAAAAUAGUUCCAUAGAUUGUCCAAUUAUUUGUUUGCAGAAUGUUAUGAGUAUAAAAGUUCUUCAUCAAUUUAUACCAUUUUAAAUCAUGUUGAUAUAAAAGAACAACAUACUAUCCAACAUAGACUCUUGACAUUUUAUAAAGUUGUUUUUAAAUGCGGGCACUAGAACUAAAAUAAGCACUUAAAUAAGCGAUUAGAUAAUGCCUGAUCCCCAUGAGCAAUUUUUUGUUAGCUUUUGUAUGUAUAUAUUUUUUAUGAGUACAAGACAUAUGUUUAAGAAGCUGAACUGUUCAAGUUUUUUAUUAUGAUUUGUAUGUUUUUAUGCGCCCAGUAGGGUGGCAUAUAGCAGUUGAACUGUCUGUCUGUCCGUCCGUCCGUCCAAAAACGUUAACAUUGGCCAUAACUUAUGCAAUACUAAAGAUAGCAACUUGAUAUUUGGCAUGCAUGUGUAUCUCAUGAAGCUGCACAUUUGGAGUGGUGAAAGGUCAAGGUCAUCCUUCAAGGACAAAAGUCAAAAAAUACAAUCCAAGGGAAGUAAUAAGCUUUAAAAGGAAGAUAAUUUCUUAGCGUGCCAAAUGAUAUAUUGAAAUUUUACUUCGAAGCGGUGCAAUAGGGGGCAUUGUGUUUCUGAGAAACACAUCUCUUGUUUAGUUUUAACCUUGAUAAAGACAUUGCUAAGCUUGAGCUUAAGUUGUCUUAUAUUGAUGAGCACCAGAGUACUGUUGUAUAUAUAAGUAUGUAUACAAUUAUCCCUUUUCCCAAACCAUACCUCCCUCUACGACAAACCAAUAUUUAUCCCUUUCACACUUGGAUAUGUAUUUUGACGUGUUUGAAGUCUCUUAAAAAGUUACAUAUAAUUAAAGACCUUUCUUACUAGACUCAAGUUUAAAAGGCUAAAUUUCCAACUCUUAUAUACUGAUAAGCAGCGAACAGCAUAAAACCUAAACAGACUGAGAGUCACUCACAGGCUAUUCUGGUUUUAUGCUGUUUGCACAUAGCAAUUUUCACUUUGCGUCUGAGUGGGAAAGGGUUAAAAAUAAAAAUUAACUGAAUAGCAAACAUCUUUGUGUAUUUUAAAUGUUUUAAGGCAGCUUCUUUUUUUUAAACGGUUACAUUAAAGUAACUUGUAUUAGAUUUUCUGUAUGAUUCACAGACAUCUAUGUUACUGAUAUGUUUAAUAAAUACUGUUUAAAUAUGAUGUCAUUAAGUGAAACAGUAUCUCUCUCUGUGUUUUACCAGGUAUGUGUAUAAGUAUACACAUACCUGAUUUUACGGAAUAUUGAACUUAAAUAUUAGGAGAUGAUAUAUAUAAAUACAAAUUUGUGGAUGUCAUACCAGAAACAAUUAUUGGUAUAAACGUUUCUGCUCGUCAAUUGCAAAUUUAAUCGGUAAGUGCUCACCGCUAACCAAUAGAUCUUAUAAUAAAUGGGGAGCAUUUCAUUAGCAAAAUUUCCAAGCCAACUUAUUGUUUAUCUACUCAAAUGAUUUCUACAUGUGCGUGAUGGAACAAACAUUCAUUGACAUAACAUACAUGCAUUUAUUUUCUAGUUCUAUGUUACACAGGUCUUUUUGUGCUUAAGUCUAUUCUGGUAUAUUUAUAAGAGUGCGAUAUUUUAUUAUUGAAUCAUGUAAUAAAUAUGUUAAAGCUG